Echinostoma caproni is the source of this 1887-nucleotide messenger RNA. NCBI's taxonomy places the organism in Eukaryota, Metazoa, Platyhelminthes, Trematoda, Plagiorchiida, Echinostomatidae. The record is from the annotation of a GenBank genome assembly.
AUGGGUCGAAAUUAUCAGGGAGAACCCAAAUGCGUUCCUAUGGAUAUGCUUUGCAACGGUCAUCCGGAUUGUCCCGCUGGGGACGAUGAAUCCGACGGACCACGAACAAACUGCACAAAAAUCGACAGUUGUGAGAUAAACAAUGGUGGAUGUAGCCAGCUAUGCAGCAGCGUCAACGGUCAUGCCAAAUGUGACUGUGCCCCAGGCUAUCUGAGUCUUCCAGAUGCUCCACGGUCAUGUAUCGCCCGCGGCGAUAAGGCCAUAUUAUACACUACACAUGGUCAACUGUAUCAGCGCUUCUUAGGUAAAAAUAUCACUCGAGUUUUGCAGUUCGGAGUCGGGUCGUCCACUUCAAACGCCUCUGUGCUGAUUCCCACGGUUCAAUGGAGACUGGCAACAUCAUUUCCCGACUCCCCCGGUGAGCCUGCAGCGCAUGUCAAUGGACUGUGGAGCAGUUUAAGUGAUUUUGAUUACGCGUUCGAUCGGACCGCACUGACCAGAUUGUCUGAACCACUGAGUUUACUGUUUGUACAUGGAUCUGGAUUGUUCGACACGACCACCAUGCGCCACAAUAUGGUGUCAACACCUUCAGGCAGUUCAGUGCGUCGAAAACGUCAUCAGCCCCAGUAUCUUCAUCCUCUGGCUGUUCGCCCCCAGUUGGUUCCAAUCGGUGUACGAACUGAUUCGGAACACGAAAUUCAUCCGUUAGCACUGGCAUAUGAUUGGGUGCAUAAUCUGAUCUUCUGGACCAAUGGAACAUCAGGGACGAUUCAUGUUACGCAUCGGGCAUCUGGGUGGUCCAAACGACUAAUUCAACUCACGGAAGGAAGUCAACCCUUAGGUAUUGUAGUCGAUCCGAGAUUUGCUAGGCUGUAUUGGAUUACUCGUGGGCGCCAAUCCAUGAUUGAAAUGAUGGAUAUGGAUGGUCAGAACCGACAGACACUUGUCACCGAUCAAAUGCAGUCACCCUACAGUCUGACGCUGGACUACAUUCGGAAUGAGAUCUACUGGGCGGAUGGGUCUCGAGGCUCUGUGGACGCAUAUGACUUGGAUAGAGGAACUCGCCGGACUGUGAUACAGUCCGAUGACUAUUAUCCAGUCUGGGUUGCGGUGUUUGAGGAUUGGGUCUACUGGUCGGAUCGAAAACAGAAUGCUCUUUUCCGGGCAAACAAAAUGACCGGUGCGGAUCCAGAAUCCAUGUUUUCUAUCCCAGAUCCACUCAGUUUUCGUCUCCAGCACGAUCUACUACGUCCGGUUUGGGUCAAUCGAUGUACUCGACAUCGUUGUCAACAACUUUGUCUCCCAGUUCCAUUACGUUCUUAUCCCAACUACUCCGAUCCAUUUCGGUGCGCUUGUGCUGAAGGUUGGCAAGUGGAUCCUUCUGACCCGACCCGAUGUCGCAUCAUUGUCUCAACCAACGGAACCGAAACUAUCUCGGAAAUGGCCUUCAGUCCAAUCGAUCCGGAUACGUUCUGGGAUGAACGAGCCUCGUUUCUUCGUGAGUGGAUUGGACGUAGGAUGCGGGCAGCUACAACCGAGGCCGACCAGAUGACUUUUGUCAGCGGGUCGUUUAUCCCCAUUGCCAUUUUACUUGCUCUACUGGUUGCAUGCUUACUAGGCCUUGGCGCUUCUUAUGUGGCUUUCCGAAACUACCGAAAACACUUGAAUCGACAGCUGGGUGCCCAUCUAGCCGCAGCUGCUUCGAGUGAGGCCAAAUUGUUGCUCAAUGCCGGUCCGUUUAAUCAGUCCAUGGAUGAACCGCGACCGUGGGGAAACGAUUCCAGUCAAGACCCAAUCGAGCUCGAUCCGGAAGAGCGACCACGUGUUCAAUUUCAUGUGCAUUCGAGUGCUACCCUUUUAAAUCAGAAACCGGACACGGAAUGCUGA